AUGAGUUUCCAGUUACCUACGUUCGAUGAGCUUCCACCAGUCGAGGGCAUGCCUCAAGGCUGUGCGUGGGGCAUCUUCGAUAAAGAUGGACGAAAUGACAUUUUUGGUACGCUGAAUCUGUUGACGCCAGAGGUAGUCAAGGCUGCGACUGCAGAGGUGCGAAAGGGAAUUUCUGUUUCUCUCAACUGGUCUCUCGAAAGUAUCAAAAAUCCUGAGUUCUUCCGUAAAAGCCUUUCUCACAAGGUAAUGAAGUUGGAGGAUGGGGAGACAGGUUCACACUUUGGAUUUGAUGAUGAGGUUGAGUUCAAUACACAAGCAAGCAGCCAGUGGGAUAGUCUGUGUCACUUCUUACAUCUUCCCACUGGAAUGGCAUACAACGGAAUGAAGCCUACCCUUGAAGGAUUGCAGAGCCCAUGCACUGCAACCCAAAACCUUCCUACACUCGACAAAUGGCACGACCGAGGCUGCAUCGUCGGCCGCGGCGUACUAAUCGACUACAAAUCCUACGCUGACCACAAAGGCAUCCAAUACUCCCCCUUCAGCAGCCACCGCAUCACUCCCUCCGACAUCGAAACCGUAGCCGCCUAUCAAGGCACAAAAUUCCAACCAGGAGAUAUCCUCAUCAUCCGAUUCGGCGUCACCGAGGUACUCGGCAAACUGAACGCCGAAGAACAAGCCGCGGCCAUGUCAACCCACCAUGCAUGCGGAUUAGAAGGUACCGAGGAGAUGGCCCGUUGGAUAUGGAACAAUCAUUUCGCAGCAGUGGCCAGUGACAACGUCGCUGUGGAAGCUAUGCCCCCAAUGCUGGAUGGUAAGGAACAGCCAUUGACCCAAUUGGUUUUGCAUCAGUGGUGUUUGAGUCUGUUUGGACUGCCGCUUGGGGAGCUUUGGUAUCUUAAGGAAUUGGCUGAGAAGUGCCGGGAUGAGAGAAAGUGGACUUUUUUGCUUACUUCGGCUCCGUUGAAUGUACCGGGGGCAGUGGGGAGUCCUGCUAAUGCGCUGGCGAUUAUUUAG
Messenger RNA from Penicillium subrubescens, 1014 nucleotides. RefSeq names its product cyclase. NCBI's taxonomy places the organism in Eukaryota, Fungi, Ascomycota, Eurotiomycetes, Eurotiales, Aspergillaceae. The coding region runs from base 1 to 1014 and encodes 337 amino acids. The record is from RefSeq and is a predicted model, not a curated record. The transcript has 5 exons. Gene Ontology annotation, molecular function: arylformamidase activity.